UCUGCCUUGGGAGCUGCGCUCAGCACGAGGCUGGACUGCCUGACCGAGACGCAGGGGCUCGGGCGGACUCACUGACCGGAGGAGCGAGCAGACAGACGCACAGCGACCGCGAGCUGCGUGCAGGUCCCAGCCAGGCUUGCGCCCAAAGGCGGGCAGUAGACGGUGCCCCGAGGAAUCUCCUCCGCACCGCAGCCCCGCAGCCCCGCUCUGGUGCCAGCGCCGCGUGGCCGCCGCCUCCAAAGUGAUUGCUGCCUUGUCGCCUCCACCCCGUCCGGGACCAUGAAGCUGCUGCCGUCGGUGGUGCUGAAGCUCUUUCUGGCUGCAGUGCUCUCGGCGUUGGUGACUGGCGAGAGCCUGGAGCGGCUUCGGAGAGGGCUGGCGGCUGGAACCAGCAACCCGGACCCUCCCACUGGAUCUACCGACCAGCUGCUACCCCAGGGAGGCAGCCGGGGCCGGAAAGUCCUGGACUUGGAAGAGGCAGAUCUGGAUCUUUUCAGAGUUGCUUUCUCCUCCAAGCCACAAGCUCUGGCCACACCGAGCAAGGAGGAACAUGGGAAAAGAAAGAAGAAAGGCAGGGGCUUAGGGAAGAAGAGAGACCCAUGUCUUCGGAAAUACAAGGACUUCUGCAUCCAUGGAGAAUGCAAAUAUGUGAAGGAGCUCCGGGCUCCAUCCUGCAUCUGCCACCCGGGUUACCACGGAGAAAGGUGCCAUGGGCUGAGUCUCCCAGUGGAAAAUCGCUUGUAUACAUAUGACCACACAACCAUCUUGGCCGUGGUGGCUGUGGUGCUGUCAUCUGUCUGUUUGCUUGUCAUCGCAGGGCUUCUCAUGUUUAGAUAUCAUAGGAGAGGAGGUUACGAUGUGGAAAAUGAAGAGAAAGUGAAGUUGGGCGUGACUAAUACCCACUGAGAGAGACCUGUGC
Molecule: messenger RNA, 919 nt
Organism: Galeopterus variegatus (Sunda flying lemur)
Lineage: Eukaryota; Metazoa; Chordata; Mammalia; Dermoptera; Cynocephalidae
Gene: HBEGF
Product: heparin-binding EGF-like growth factor
Exons: 5
Coding region: 280-906 (208 amino acids)
Biological process (GO): positive regulation of cell population proliferation; epidermal growth factor receptor signaling pathway; positive regulation of mitotic nuclear division
Molecular function (GO): heparin binding
Source: RefSeq, a predicted model, not a curated record